Molecule: messenger RNA, 1080 nt
Organism: Dentiscutata erythropus
Lineage: Eukaryota; Fungi; Glomeromycota; Glomeromycetes; Diversisporales; Gigasporaceae
Source: the annotation of a GenBank genome assembly
GUACCAGGCUUGAUAAUUUGCGGAAACACGUUAAAUAGGCUUGAAUGUUUUAAAAGUCCAUACAAUUACGCAGAUGACGACCAUGCCAUUGGUUCAAGCUGUAAUGAAUAUUUAUCGAACGAAGCGAUUAACGCAACGUUUUUCGUUAAUAUGCGCGGAUUUGACCUUGAUAACCAGAUUUGUUAUAUUUUAAACCCCUCACAGCCGUUUAAUAAAUCUUUUGGUGCGAAUCAUCUCGAAUUUGAUAAUUCUACCCAAAAAAUUGCCAUUGCAUUAUGGUCAGAUGAAAAAACAAAUAAUACUAAAUUAAAUAUUACGCAAGAUCGUUGGUUCACGUACGGGACAUUUACUGAACUUGAGGAUCCUAAAUAUGCUAAAUUCCAAAUUGUUAAAAUGCCAUCUUUAUCAUACUUGUAUGUUAUGAGAAUAGAAAAGUAUAAUGUUGUCAAAACAGAUGCUAUAACCGGAGGUGGUACAACUGAAAAACCUGGAGCGACGGUCAAGUAUGAUGAAAAGUUUACAAGUUUUGAUAUUGCUGGAUUUGCCAUCAGCGAUCAUCUCUGGGAACUUUUCAGAAUUAUCCCAGCAAAUUAUUCUAACAAUACGCGAAUAAAUUCACAAGAGUACCCAGUACAUCUUUGGUAUUUUCGAGUAGAAUUUACAUUUCUUCAACUCGCCGCCAAUAUGGGAAGUUGCCUAAGCGUUCUUAGUGCUCUUUAUCUCGCUCUCUUCGGAUCACGAAAAGUUAAUCCUUGGGGUAUUGUUCAACGUUAUAUACUCAAAACUGUUCCAUCUAUUCCAGAAUCUUACUCCCCAAUUGCCGUGCCAUAUUCAAUAUAUUCGGAUGCUAAAACUAAUAAUAAUGAUAUAGAACUUAAUCAAAUUUAUUCAAGUGGAAGUUUAAUUGGAACUUGCUCAAAAUCUUCUCUUUCAAGUAUUGAACAAAUUGAAAACAUAGAUGAAUUAGGAAUUAAAAUGAUAAAAAACGAGUUGCAUGCGGAACUGCAAAAAAUUAUUAAAAAUGAGCUAGAAAAAUUUAGAAAAAUUUUGAGUAAAUAUUAUCUUAAAGAAGUUGUGUAA